AGCCGCUGAGCCCCGUGGCGGCGGCGGGGAGCUGCAUGGGGGAGCGCGGGCCGCGCUCGCGAAGAUGCCCCGGCCGGAGUUACCCCUGCCGGAGGGCUGGGAGGAGGCGCGCGACUUCGACGGCAAGGUCUACUACAUAGACCACAAGAACCGCACCACCAGCUGGAUCGACCCCCGGGACAGGUACACCAAACCGCUCACCUUCGCCGACUGCAUCAGUGACGAGUUACCGCUGGGAUGGGAAGAGGCGUACGACCCGCAGGUUGGGGAUUACUUCAUAGACCACAACACCAAAACCACCCAGAUCGAGGACCCCCGGGUGCAAUGGCGGCGGGCGCAGGAGCGCAUGCUGAAGGACUACCUGGUGGUGGCCCAGGAGGCGCUGAGCGCGCAGAAGGAGGUCUUCCAGGUGAAGCAGCGGCGUCUGGAGCUCGCGCAGCGGGAGUACCAGCAGCUGCACGCUGUGUGGGAGCGCAGGCUGGGCUCCGAGGUCAGCUUGGUGUCUGGCUCCUCGUCCAGCUCUAAGUAUGACCCCGAGAUCCUGAAAGCGGAAAUCGCCACUGCAAAAUCCCGGGUCAACAAGCUGAAGAGAGAGAUGGCCCACCUGCAGCACGAGCUACAGUUCAAAGAGCGUGGCUUUCAGACCCUGAAGAAAAUUGACAAGAAAAUGUCCGAUGCUCAGGGUGGCUACAAGCUGGAUGAGGCCCAGGCUGUCCUGAGGGAAACCAAGGCCAUCAAGAAAGCCAUCACCUGCGGAGAAAAGGAGAAGCAGGAUCUCAUUAAGAGCCUUGCCAUGCUGAAGGACGGCUUCCGCACUGACAGAGGCUCUCACUCCGACCUGUGGUCCAGCAGCAGCUCUCUGGAGAGUUCUGGAUUCCCCCUGCCGAAGCAGUAUCUGGACGUGAGCUCACAGACGGACAUCUCAGGAAGUUUCGUCACCAGCAACAACCAGUUGGCUGAGAAGGUCCGAUUGCGCCUGCGCUAUGAAGAGGCUAAGAGAAGAAUCGCCAACCUCAAGAUCCAGCUGGCCAAGCUUGACAGUGAGGCCUGGCCUGGGGCGCUAGACUCGGAGACGGACCGGCUCAUUCUCAUCAACGAGAAGGAGGAGCUGCUGAAGGAGAUGCGCUUUAUCAGCCCGCGCAAGUGGACCCAGGGGGAGGUGGAGCAGCUGGAGAUGGCCCGGAAACGGCUGGAGAAGGACCUGCAGACAGCCCGGGACACCCAGAGCAAGGCCUUGGCUGAAAGGUUAAAGUUAAACAGUAAGAGGAACCAGCUGGUGCGAGAACUGGAGGAAGCUACUCGGCAGGUGGCAGUCCUGCACUCCCAGCUGAGAAGCCUGUCCGGCAGCAUGCAGUCUUUAUCUUCAGGCAGCAGCCCUGGGUCACUUACGUCUAGCCGGGGCUCCCUGGUCACCUCCAGCCUUGACUCCUCCACCUCAGCUAGCUUCACCGACCUCUACUACGACCCCUUGGAGCAGCUGGACUCGGAGCUGCAGAGCAAGGUGGAGCUGCUGCUUCUCGAGGGGACCACGGGCUUCCGGCCCUCGGGCUGCAUCACCACCAUCCAUGAGGACGAGGUGGCUAAGACUCAGAAAGCUGAGCGGGGCGGCCGCCUGCAGGCUCUGCGCUCCCUGUCCGGCACGCCAAAGUCUAUGACCUCACUGUCCCCACGCUCCUCUCUCUCCUCCCCGUCGCCUCCCUGCUCCCCUCUCAUUGCCGACCCCCUCCUGACCGGAGACACUUUCCUGACGCCGCUGGAGUUCGAGGAUCCAGAGCUGAGCGCCACUCUUUGUGAGCUGACCCUUGGGAGUAACACCCAGGAAAGAUACCGGCUGGAAGACCCGGGACCCCAGGGCAAGGCUGUGGGCCAAGGUAGAACAGGCCCUCCCGGUGGGGAGCGCGAAGCCGCGAAUGCAGCUCCAGGGUGUGGCCUCAAAGUGACCUGUGUCUCGGCUGCAGUGUCCGACGAAUCCGUGGCUGGGGACAGUGGUGUGUACGAGGCUUCCGUGCAGAGACCGAGUGCUUCAGAACCUGCUGCUUUUGACAGUGACGAGUCAGAGGCUGUGGGAGCCACUCGGGUUCAGAUCGCCCUAAAAUAUGAUGAGAAGAAUAAGCAGUUCGCAAUAUUAGUCAUCCAGUUGAGUAACCUCUCCGCUCUGUUCCUGCAGCAAGACCACAAAGUGAACAUCCGUGUGGCCAUCCUGCCUUGCUCCGAAAGCACCAUCUGCCUCUUCCGGACCCGGCCUCUGGAUGCCGCUGACACCCUCAUGUUCAAUGAGGCAUUCUGGGUGUCCAUGUCCUACCCAGCCCUUCACCAGAAGACCUUACGAGUAGACGUCUGUACCACUGACAGGAGCCACACCGAGGAGUGCCUGGGAGGUGCUCAGAUCAGCCUGGCUGAGGCCUGCCGCUCUGGGGAGAGGUCGACACGCUGGUACAAUCUUCUGAGCUACAAGUACUUGAAGAAGCAGAGCAGGGAGCCCCAGAUGCUUGGAGCCACGGGUCCUGACCCAGAGCCAGACCACACGGACGCAGUGUCUGUCUUGUUAGAACAGACAGCUGUGGAGCUAGAGAAGAGGCAGGAGGGAAGGAGCGGCUCCCAAACACUGGAAGGCAGCUGGAGGUAUGAAGAGGAGACCAGUGAGAACGAGGAAGUGCUUGAGGAAGAGGAGGAAGGAGAAGAAGAUGUUUUUGAUGAGAAAACCUCAACAGAUGCAGAUGAGUACCCAGCAUCAAAGGUGGACAAAGAGACCAACACUGACAGUGUGGCCCCGUCCCCCACAGUGGUGCGGCCCAAGGACCGGCGAGUGGGUACCCCAUCGCCGGGGCCAUUUCUCCGAGGGAACACCAUCAUCCGCUCCAAGACCUUCUCCCCUGGGCCCCAGAGUCAGUAUGUGUGCCGGCUGAAUCGGAGUGACAGUGACAGUUCCACUCUGUCUAAGAAGCCACCUUUUGUUCGAAACUCCCUGGAGCGGCGCAGUGUCCGGAUGAAGCGGCCUUCGUCUGUCAAGUCCCUGCGUGCAGAGCGCCUGAUCCGCACCUCACUGGACCUCGAGCUGGACCUGCAGGCGACAAGGACCUGGCACAGCCAGUUGACCCAGGAGAUCUCGGUGCUGAAGGAGCUGAAGGAGCAGCUGGAGCAAGCCAAGAGCCGGGGGGAGAAGGAGCUGCCGCAGGGGCUGCGCGAGGACGAGCGCUUCCGCCUGCUGCUGCGGAUGCUGGAGAAGAGGGUGGAUCGCACGGAGCGCAAGAGUGAGCUGCAGACGGACAAGAUGAUGCGGGCAGCUGCCAAAGACGUGCACAGGCUUCGAGGCCAGAGCUGUAAGGAGCCCCCCGAAGUGCAGUCUUUCAGGGAGAAGAUGGCAUUUUUCACCCGGCCCCGGAUGAACAUUCCAGCUCUCUCUGCAGAUGAUGUCUAAUCACCAGAAAAGUAUUUCCUUUGUUCCCUGGACCACGCUGUGAACAUUGACUGUGGCUAAAGUUAUUUAUGUGCUGUUAUAUGAAGGUAGCAAGUCACAGGGCCUCUAGCACUCUCGUUGGUUUGAAAAAUAACAGAUUUUUAGUUUGGGUUUUAUUGUUAUUAUUAAAACACACACACACACAGAAAAAAAAAACAACCAGCAUUAAAAUGACAAGAUUGUAUAGUUUGUAUAUUUAGGAAUGUAUUUUUGGGAAAGAAAAUUUAAAUGACCUAAGGCAGUGUUAAGUUGCUGCUCUUCUUAAAAUUGUCUAGAUUUUUCUUUUUGUACAGCAAUGCCUUUUAGAGGUUUUCCUGCAAUAAGAAGUCCUGUCUGAGGAUGGUCAUCCUAAAAGGACAUCCUCCAAUGGCACACCACAGCUAGCCUCCCCUGGUUAACAUAUUUUGUACAAUAUUAAAAAAGAAAGAAAGAAAGAAUGCAAAGAAACUGUUGGGGGUUACGAGGUGCGUCCACAAAUCUCCGUGAGCUGUGAUGUGUUUUUACGUGGCCACCUGACUUGAAGUGGGCGGCAUGGAGCUGGCUUGGCAGGCCAGCCCAGCUGGCAACAGGCCACCACCAGUCUCAGAUGCCCAGUGAAGCCACUGAUGGUGAGGGGAGGGCUGUGGAGAGCUGCUUCCAGUUUUGUCUCUAUCAAUAAAGUGGCCUUUUCAGAAGA
This is a messenger RNA of Jaculus jaculus (lesser Egyptian jerboa), 4133 nucleotides long. RefSeq names its product WW and C2 domain containing 1 (gene Wwc1). Gene Ontology annotation, cellular component: cytoplasm. Gene Ontology annotation, molecular function: kinase binding; molecular adaptor activity. The coding region runs from base 65 to 3418 and encodes 1117 amino acids. The transcript is spliced from 23 exons. The record is from RefSeq and is a predicted model, not a curated record. Gene Ontology annotation, biological process: cell migration; regulation of DNA-templated transcription; regulation of hippo signaling. Lineage: Eukaryota; Metazoa; Chordata; Mammalia; Rodentia; Dipodidae.